Eriocheir sinensis (Chinese mitten crab) is the source of this 3022-nucleotide messenger RNA. Its product is annotated as serine-aspartate repeat-containing protein F-like. The transcript has 2 exons. Bases 32 to 2737 code for a protein of 901 amino acids. The record is from RefSeq and is a predicted model, not a curated record. Lineage: Eukaryota; Metazoa; Arthropoda; Malacostraca; Decapoda; Varunidae.
AUAAUUUUUUUUAUAUCACAUCGAAACAACGAUGGGAAACUCUGCAUCUGGACAGAAAUUCAACGUGUGGGUAACCCUGGAGCGAGGCUCCUCCCUGGUGGACUCCAUCAAGCUCUCGUGCAAGGACUCCACCUGCUGCCUGAAGAGGAGGCGUACGGUCGCCUCCGUCAAGCUCCCCGUGGAAGGCUGGUCUUGCGUCGCAGGGAUUCAAGGCUGCCACGCCGAGGGUGAGCUGCGUGUGCCCUUGGCGAAGCUGUGCAAGAAAGACGGCAACGCGGCCGUCAGGGUGCAAUGCGCCUCGCUUAAGAAGCCAGUCUUCACCUCUUCCAUGCCGCUGGCCUGGCUGCUGGACAACAUCAGCGGCCUCCACUUCUCUCUCUUCUGUGACGACGGGCCCGCCUUCACCAGCCUCCGGUGCAACGGGAGGCGGUGUGGCGAGCCCGUCCGGGCGGUGAGCCCUGCACCUCGUGCGGCCACUGACGGGGUGGCCAGGACCGAUGAGGCUGAUGCAUGGGCAGCCUUUGAAGUGACGACCCAUGAUGACUGGUCCGUGGAGGCUGAUGAUUCAUGGGCAGCCCCAGACUUGGUGACCUCUGUUGCUAUGGUCGAGGCUGUUGAUUCAUGGGCAGCCUUUGAAGCAAUGACCCGUGAUGACUGGUCCGUGGAGGCUGAUGAUUCAUGGGCAGCCCCAGACUUGGUGACCUCCGCUGCUAUGGUCGAGGCUGAUGAUUCAUGGGCAGCUUUUGAAGCAAUGACCCGUGAUGACUGGUCCGUGGAGGCUGAUGAUUCAUGGGCAGCCCCAGACUUGGUGACCUCUGUUGCUAUGGUCGAGGCUGCUGAUUCAUGGGCAGCCUUUGAAGCAAUGACCCGUGAUGACUGGUCCGUGGAGGCUGAUGAUUCAUGGGCAGCCCCAGACUUGGCGACCUCCGCUGCUAUGGUCGAGGCUGAUGAUUCAUGGGCAGCCUUUGAAGCAAUGACCCGUGAUGACUGGUCCGUGGAGGCUGAUGAUUCAUGGGCAGCCGCCGAAUUGGUGACCGCCAUCACCGAUGAGGCUGAUUCAUGGGCAGCCUUUGAAGCAAUGACCCGUGAUGACUGGUCCGUGGAGGCUGAUGAUCCAUGGCCAGCCGCCGAAUUGGUGACCGCCAUCACCGAUGAGGCUGAUGAUUCAUGGGCACUCUUUGAAGUGACUACCCGUGAUGACUCGUCUGAUGAGGGUGAUGAUACAUGGGCACUCUUUGAAGCAACGAUCCGUGAUGACUCGUCUGACGAGGGUGAUGAUACAUGGGCACUCUUUGAAGCAACGAUCCGUGAUGACUCGUCUGAUGAGGGUGAUGAUACAUGGGCACUCUUUGAAGCAACGACCCGUGAUGACUCGUCUGAUGAGGGUGAUGAUCCAUGGGCAUCCGCCGAAUCGGUGGCCGCCAUCACCGAUGAGGAUGAUGAUCCAUGGGAUGCCCUCGAAUUGAUAACCAGUAAUGACUGGUCUGAUGAGGCUGAUGAUCCAUGGGAUGCCCUCGAAUUGAUAACCAGUAAUGACUGGUCUGAUGAGGCUGAUGAUCCAUGGGCAUCCGCCGAAUCGGUGGCCGCCAUCACCGAUGAGGAUGAUGAUCCAUGGGAUGCCCUCGAAUUGAUAACCAGUAAUGACUGGUCUGAUGAGGAUGAUGAUCCAUGGGAUGCCCUCGAAUUGAUAACCAGUAAUGACUGGUCUGAUGAGGAUGAUGAUCCAUGGGAUGCCCUCGAAUUGAUAACCAGUAAUGACUGGUCUGAUGAGGAUGAUGAUCCAUGGGAUGCCCUCGAAUUGAUAACCAGUAAUGACUGGUCUGAUGAGGAUGAUGAUCCAUGGGAUGCCCUCGAAUUGAUAACCAGUAAUGACUGGUCUGAUGAGGAUGAGGAUCCAUGGGAUGCCCUCGAAUUGAUAACCAGUAAUGACUGGUCUGAUGAGGGUGAUGAUCCAUGGGCAUCCGCCGAAUCGGUGGCCGCCAUCACCGAUGAGGAUGAUGAUCCAUGGGAUGCCCUCGAAUUGAUAACCAGUAAUGACUGGUCUGAUGAGGAUGAUGAUCCAUGGGAUGCCCUCGAAUUGAUAACCAGUAAUGACUGGUCUGAUGAGGAUGAUGAUCCAUGGGAUGCCCUCGAAUUGAUAACCAGUAAUGACUGGUCUGAUGAGGAUGAGGAUCCAUGGGAAGCCCUUGAAUUGAUAACCAGUAAUGACUGGUCUGAUGAGGGUGAUGAUCCAUGGGAAGCCCUUGAAUUGAUAACCAGUAAUGACUGGUCUGAUGAGGAUGAUGAUCCAUGGGAUGCCCUCGAAUUGAUAACCAGUAAUGACUGGUCUGAUGAGGAUGAGGAUCCAUGGGAAGCCCUUGAAUUGAUAACCAGUAAUGACUGGUCUGAUGAGGGUGAUGAUCCAUGGGCAUCCGCCGAAUCGGUGGCCGCCAUCACCGAUGAGGAUGAUGAUCCAUGGGAUGCCCUCGAAUUGAUAACCAGUAAUGACUGGUCUGAUGAGGAUGAUGAUCCAUGGGAAGCCCUCGAAUUGAUAACCAGUAAUGACUGGUCUGAUGAGGAUGAUGAUCCAUGGGAAGCCCUCGAAUUGAUAACCAGUAAUGACUGGUCUGAUGAGGAUGAGGAUUCAUGGGAUGCCCUCGAAUUGAUAACCAGUGAUGACUGGUCUGAUGAGGCUGAUGCCUUCCUGGACGCCAUGGCCAUCUGUGCUGUCGUUGUGUACAUUGUCUUGCUUCACUAAGCAGCCUGGUAACACACUCACCAGUGACCCCCGGCGCAGGCGCGAGCCACAUCGUGAGCCACACUCCCGAGAAGCGAGACACCCUUUAGUGACCGUCGCUCUUAUUACACCUUCAGGGGAGGAGCUCCAGCUGUAUUUCUUAUCUUAUCAAUGAAAACCUUUACAAUAAAACUAUUAUCCUAUUAAUGAAUUUACCUUACCUAUUAAUAAUAGUGUGCCUAUCACAGUGAAAUUCACCACAUGCACGACUGCCAAGUCUCUUCCAUUCGUCUACCAUUCUAUUAG